AUGGUAUGGGCUCCCUCUGCAGCAAUGGCGUCGGCGUUUGUCCUUCUCAUCCGUUUGCUGUCGGCCGGAACCACGUGCGUUGGCGAUUGCGAUGAAACGUACAACUACUGGGAGCCGCUUCACUACCUUCUCUACGGAUUUGGGUUUCAGACAUGGUGCGCAUAA
Messenger RNA from Ectocarpus siliculosus, 165 nucleotides. Lineage: Eukaryota; Phaeophyceae; Ectocarpales; Ectocarpaceae. The record is from the annotation of a GenBank genome assembly.